AUGAUGACAACAGAUACUAGCGGAUGUCUCUCAUUUGUAUCGGGAAGUACGGCCGAAGGUCAAACUUAUGCACGUCAUUUAGCCGAUCAGAAUAUUCAAGAUAUUGACAUUCUCAUUCAUUGUGGUAUUGUCCAAUAUGAACGAAAUCUCAUUCAAACAGGUGUUCCUGGGUUUGUUCGAGUCAAAUUCGAUGAUGGAAUCAAAUCUACAGGAAGUAUUGAAUUUAAACGUCGAGAAGAUGCGAAUGGUAUUCUGUGUAUCAAUGGUUUUCAAUUAAAAAGCGAACAUUGUACAAGCGAAAGCCAAUUUGGUGCUCCUCUAUCCAAUGUGAAGCGAACAGGUAGAACAUCGCCUGAUGCAUCGUCUGCGGCUGCCCAACAAACUCUUACAUAUGAAGAGAUUGACAUCAGCAAACAAUUCUACAAUGCACUCGUCAACGUUGAGCAACAACUUAACCAAUUGAAUUUCGCUAAAAUUCGAACGAAUUAUAGACUUUUUAGUCGAGGUGUAUGUGAAGCAAUAUCUCAAUAUGCUUUACCGUUAUAUCAAACCCCAUACAAUAAAUCGAUGUUUGAAGAAAAACAUAUCAAUGAGCAAACAUUUCGUGAUCUUUUCACUUUAGUAGGUCCUGCCUAUGGAUAUGCUUUGCCACAGGUAACUUUAGCUCGUAUUCAAGCUGUUCUCGAUUUUUAUGAUAGAUAUGCGCAUAUUGGUAACCCGAAUAAUAUCAAAGAUGUGGCUAAUUAUUUUAAAUCGUGUGCACCAACCGAUGCUGAUUUUGUUCCAUCCCUUCAAUUGAAAUUUUGGCCGACUGAUAUUCAACCAUUUUUCGAACGAAUAAAACGAAAUCGUCCGAAUAUUUAUGAUUUAAUUAUGAAUAAAGCAUCGAUGCAUGUCAUAUCGAAAUGGUCAACAAAAACACCGACAUGUGACAGAGAACUAGAAUUUCGUUAUUCAUUUUCUGCUAUUGAAUUAAUACUAGGUCAACAGCGCUCGUUAAAAGAACGAACACUAAAUGGCAUUGCGCGAAGUAUCUAUUUCAAAUUUUUAAAAGGACAAAAGGUUCUGCCGUCAUAUUUUAUCAAAACAACAGUGCUAUGGAUGUCCGAAACAAUGGAUCUUUCUUCGGAUACUGAUGAAAUAUUAGCUCAAAAAUGGCUUCAAUAUGCUACGGAUCUGUUAGAAAAACAUGAUUGUCCACACUAUAUUAUUCCCAAUGUUAAUAUACUUGGACCGUAUUCUGCUGAUUCAAUACAAGCUGCUCGUGAAAUUUUAUUAAAAGUAAAUAUAAACGAAACCUACGAAAUACAAAUGUAUUCUGCUACGCAUCAAAAACUCUAUCGAGAUAUAUAUCAUGACAAUAUUGCCAAGUUUCUGAUCCAAUUGAAAUCGAACGAUAUUAUUUGUGCUCUGCGUGAUUAUCAACAACUCAAACGACAAUGGAUUAGUUUAGAAUCAUCAGCAAUAAUUAUUGACGAUGAUGAAACUGAUUUGAGUGAAACAUUAACUAUUCUCAAUAUAUUACGUGGAUUAGAUGGAAAUUAUGAAAAUUGGAAAAAAUUUCGGAAAAUAUUUUUAACAGAUAUACCAUCUGAAGAACCAAUUUGGGGUGAAACGAUAAAUGUAGAAAGUUCUGUUGAUUUCGUAGAAGGCUUAUGCAGUAUUGGUGUUAUUCUCACACUUAUGAAUGAAAAUAUUACAUCUGACACUUUACUAUCCGAACACGGAGUACAGUGUAAUAUGGCAGAUUUUCAAAAUUAUCAAAAUGUUAUUCAUCAAUAUUUAAACCCGGCGACAUUAUACAGUAGUAUGCAGUCGACAUAUGCAUACUGGUAUAAUGAUUCUGUUGCGGCCUUUGAACGACGACGAGUGACCGAUUAUCAUCCGGAUGGGCCCAAAAUGCAACAAUAUGAGGAUAGAAAAUAA
Rotaria sp. Silwood2 is the source of this 1926-nucleotide messenger RNA. NCBI's taxonomy places the organism in Eukaryota, Metazoa, Rotifera, Eurotatoria, Philodinida, Philodinidae. The record is from the annotation of a GenBank genome assembly.